Messenger RNA from Cavia porcellus (domestic guinea pig), 3555 nucleotides. It is a transcript of the gene Matk, whose product is annotated as megakaryocyte-associated tyrosine kinase. Lineage: Eukaryota; Metazoa; Chordata; Mammalia; Rodentia; Caviidae. Gene Ontology annotation, biological process: protein phosphorylation. The record is from RefSeq and is a predicted model, not a curated record. The coding region runs from base 274 to 1674 and encodes 466 amino acids. Gene Ontology annotation, molecular function: non-membrane spanning protein tyrosine kinase activity; ATP binding; protein binding. The transcript is spliced from 13 exons.
CGGCGGCACCCGCACCAGGCCCAGCUAGCGGGGACUUCGAACCUCUCCUCCCCUGCGCACCCCAGGCCCGGGGCACCAGGCAGGAGACCCCAGCGCGCAGACCGCUGGGCGCCGGGACAGCGACGACUGCGGCCCGAAGUCCGAGGCCCGGGCGCCCCCCACCCUGGAGCAGGGCGAGGCAGUCCGGGCUGCGGACGGCGGCGCGGCGUUGCUAGGAGACGCCGGUGAACUCUCACUUCCCGGCGCCUGGCGCCUCUGUCCACCGCAGCCAGGAUGCCGACGAGGCGCUGGGCCCCCGGCACCCAGUGCAUCACCAAGUGCGAGCACUCGCGCCCCAAGCCCGGGGAGCUGGCCUUCCGCAAGGGCGACGUGGUCACCAUCCUGGAGGCCUGCGAGAACAAGAGCUGGUACCGUGCCAAGCACCACGGGAGUGGCCAGGAGGGGCUGCUGGCGGCGGGCGCGCUGCGGGAGCGCGAGGCCCUCUCCGCGGACCCCAAGCUCAGCCUCAUGCCGUGGUUCCACGGGAAGAUCUCGGGCCAGGAGGCCGUGCAGCAGCUGCAGCCGCCCGAGGACGGGCUGUUCCUGGUGCGCGAAUCUGCGCGACACCCGGGCGACUACGUGCUCUGCGUCAGCUUCGGCCACGACGUCAUCCACUACCGCGUGCUGCAUCGCGACGGCCACCUGACCAUCGACGAGGCCGUGUGCUUCUGCAACCUCAUGGACAUGGUGGAGCACUACAGCAAGGAUAAGGGACCCAUCUGCACCAAGCUGGUGAAGCCCAAGAGGAAGCAGGGGACCAAGUCGGCGGAAGAGGAGCUGGCCAAGGCUGGCUGGCUCCUGGACCUGCAGCACCUGACACUGGGCGGCCCCAUCGGAGAGGGGGAGUUUGGAGCCGUCCUGCAGGGCGAGUACCUGGGGCAGAAGGUGGCCGUGAAGAACAUCAAGUGCGACGUGACGGCCCAGGCCUUCCUGGACGAGACGGCGGUGAUGACGAAGCUGCAGCACCGGAACCUGGUGCGGCUGCUGGGCGUCAUCCUGCACCAGGGCCUGUACAUCGUCAUGGAGAACGUGACCAAGGGCAACCUGGUGAACUUCCUGCGCACGCGGGGCCGCGCCCUGGUCCCCGCCACUCAGCUGCUGCAGUUUUCGCUGCACGUGGCUGAGGGGAUGGAGUAUCUGGAGAGCAAGAAGCUGGUCCACCGCGACCUGGCCGCUCGCAACAUCCUGGUGUCCGAGGACCUGGUGGCCAAGGUCAGCGACUUCGGCCUGGCCAAAGCCGAGCGCAAGGGCCUGGACGCGAGCCGGCUGCCGGUCAAGUGGACGGCGCCCGAGGCGCUCAAGCACGGGAAGUUCUCCAGCAAGUCAGACGUCUGGAGUUUCGGGGUGCUCCUGUGGGAAGUCUUCUCCUACGGAAGGGCCCCGUACCCCAAGAUGUCGCUGAAGGAGGUGUCGGAGGCGGUGGAGCAGGGCUACCGCAUGGAGCCCCCCGAGGGCUGCCCGGGCCCGGUGCUGGCGCUCAUGGGCAGCUGCUGGGAGGCGGAGCCCGCGCGCCGGCCGCCCUUCCGCAAGGUGGCGGAGAAGCUGGCGCGGGAGGUGCGCAGCGCGGCCACCUCGGCCCCCGGCGGGGCCCAGGACGGCGACGGCUCGUGCUCGCCCCGGAGCCAGGAGCCCUGAGCCCGGCCGGCCGGCGGCGACCACGGCCCGAGGACCAGGACCAGGACCGAGACCGAGCGCAGGCCGGCCGCAGGGCGACCACCGCGGAAAGCUGCGGCUCGGUGACCCCGGCGCGCCCCCACCCGGGGACCUCGCGCCCCGCGCGUUGGUGGCCGCUGUCCUGGGUCCCCUCCGGGCCGAGGCCACGGCGCCUCUCCAGCCGGCGGGCAGGGACUGUGGGUCUCGGGUCCCCUCCGGCCCGCACCCCCGUGUGGCCCACACUGGGCCCCCAGCACAGCGCCUGACCUGGAAGCCACCCAGCGCCACCGUGCAGACGCCGUGCCCUGGGGGUUCCUGGGGACCCCAACAGGGCUGGCCAUUCGAUGGGAGUCGAGUACCCCAACUCACCCAGCCCCCGCAAUGUGCCCCCCACCUGUCCCCUCCGCCCCUCACCCGUCCUCCUUGCUCAUCCCUACUGAGCAUGCAGUGUGUGUCUGGCCCUUCUGGGUGCCGGGCACCCCGAAACCCUGGUGGUACAGCCCAUAGGUGACACUGUGCUUGGACUGAGGCCGAAUGUCCAGGGAUGAAGCACCUGCCCGGUGACUCUGGGGACACACGGGUCGGGCCCCAGCAGGGGCACCCAAGCCUCCAUCCUGAGCCUCCGGCCGUGAGGGCUUUGCUGGCUGCAGGACUGCACUGCUCAGGGCAGAGGCCCCACGGGGCACCACUGGGCCCGACACCCCUGCUGGCACUCGGCAGCCCCAGAGGUCCAAAAGGCCCUUCCCAAGGGUGUGACCGGCCGGGCCAGCCGCAGCGGUCUCAGCCUGGUCUGUCACUGUAACAGCCCCCAAGGCAGCCAGGAAACAACUGCCCACAGGGCUCCAGGAUGGAGAGCAGGACGCCAGUCGGUGGGGGAGGGGGAUGAUCAGAGGGGUGCGCUGGCGGUGGGGGCACAAGGGGCCAGCCCUGGUGGCCCCAGCUGUGAUCCCAGCACUCGGGAGGCUGAGGCAGGACCACUGGGAGUUUGAGACCAGCCUGGGCUGCAAAGUGAGCUCAAGGCCAGCCUGAGCCGUACAGAGAGACCCUGCCUCAAAAAGACAAAAACAAAACAAAGAUUUCCCAGUUGCACUGACCUCCCACGUACCCUCUGGGAGCCCCAUCCAUCCUCUAGCCUCAGUUUCCCCACCAGCACCCAGAAGGAUCUACUGGUUCUCUGGGAAGGGUCAGAGGGGCUGUGUAGCCUGGCUUCACCCCCAGUCCCCACUUAAGCUGACCCACCAGGGAAGGGCAGCCCUGUGGCCUGCGGCCAGAGUUGCCCCAAUAUUUGCAAGACUUUGGGGACCACCUCUCCCGCGCCCAGCCUCUACCCUGCACUGCACAGAGCCUGGGGGGCCCUCAGGUACUGCCGCAGCCAGGGAAGGAGGCGGCCCCAGCCCCUGGCUCCGCCUCCCCAGGAGCCCUGCUCCCCCGGCAUCCCCAGCUGCUGUCCCCAGCAGGCGUGGGCCCGGGACCCCAGCUCGCCAGGGAGGCUGAGGCCGAGGGUUCCCCGUCCCAGCCCAGCCUGCGCAAUCAGUGACUGAGAGCCUUCUCAGACUCAGAAGGCGCCCUGGGUGGAGCUGGGGGGGGUGGAGCCCCUGGGUCCCACCCCGAGUGCUGGGAGAAAGGAAACAGGAAGCAGGGAGGGAAGGCGGAAAGAACAAACAGGGGGGGGAAAGACAGGAAAGCAACUCUGCGGCCCGGCUCCUGAGCUUGCGUUUUGCAUCCGACAUGGUCUUCAUCUUAACUUCACCCUGGCUGUCCCACCUGGCCCCAGAGGGCCUGCCCUGCGGCUUUGGUCUGUUUUGUUCACUGUUGUGAAUGGUACCUGGAAAGCCAGUACUCAAUAAAUGUUUACUGAGCAAA